ACGCGAGAGGAUUUACUCGUCGUAUGACUUGAUAGUUUGCUAAUAGAAAUACAUUGCUAAACACGUGCGAUCUGGUAAUAUCUAGCGAUGAAACUACAAGGGCGAUCUACGUAAACACAGAACCGAUUUAAAUUAAUUACGAAAGAAGGUGUGGAAUCUAGCCGACUAAUCCGACCGGUUCGUUCGUUUCCCAACCUACAGUGGAACAUUUCGAUUAUAUGACAGUCCAGAGAACAGAUUUCCUCUCACGAUCAGUGAUGGAACACCGCUUGAUCAAGGAUUAUCGUUCGCUGAUCUUUCGAUCUCUUCUGGAUAAGAAAACCUCAACGGCUGAAAUUCAUUCAACAUUGCUGGUACAUUUUAACGACUCGUGAACGUUUGACGACGUUCGUGAACGUUUGGUGAAUUUUGAAGUGUUGUUAACGGAUACGAAGGAGGGGAUUUUGUUCGGGGGUUUCGAAAUUUCCAAGUUGGAGAUGUCGACGCCGGUAUAUCGCGACCAAUGGAACGUUCAGGCGUCAGAUAUCGCGAGAAGAACACACAACCCCAUAAGAUCCAUCGUGGAAUGUCUCGUGGUCGAGCCUAAUCCUGCUAAGUCCAUGAUCUCGUUAUCCAUCGGUGAUCCAACUACUUUUGGAAAUUUAAAACCACCCAAAGAAGUAAUUGAUGCUGUUCAACAAAGUCUCGUUUCUCAAUUGUACAAUGGAUACGCACCUAGCACAGGUCACCAAAGCGCAAGGGAAGCCGUAGCGGAAUAUAGUUCCAGCGAAUUCGUAAAAGUGGAUGCUAAGGAUGUAAUUUUAUGCAGCGGAUGCUCCUGCGCUCUCGACCUCUGUAUAACAGCGUUAGCACGAAGGGGGCAAAAUAUUCUGAUACCGCGACCCGGUUUCUCGAUCUAUCGAACACUUGCAGAAGGUCUUGGUAUCAACGUAAAAUCCUAUGAGUUACGCCCUGAACUCGGCUGGGAGAUCGAUCUGGACAACUUGGAAUCACAGAUCGACGAAUUCACCGCAGCGAUCAUUAUAAACAAUCCUUCGAACCCGUGCGGUUCCGUAUUUAGCAAGGAUCACACACUCGACAUUCUCGACGUAGCCGCUCGUUACUACAUACCAAUUAUUGCCGAUGAAAUUUACGAGCAUAUGGUGUUCCCAGGACGGACUUUCCAUUCGUUAGCAUCUUUGUCGAAGGAAGUUCCUAUUUUGUCAUGUAGCGGCCUGACGAAGAGAUUUUUAGUGCCCGGCUGGCGUAUGGGCUGGAUAAUCAUUCACGAUCGUCAAAACGUGCUGGAGAAGGAGAUAAGGAAAGCGCUUCGUUGUCUAAGUCAGAGAAUUAUCGGCAGCAACACGCUUAUUCAAGGUGCGUUGCCCGCUAUUCUGAAGAACACGCCACAGGAAUUUUACGAUGGCGUCGUUAGAAUGUUGCAUGAUCACUCGAAAACGGCGUACAACUGUGUGACGAAAAUCUCAGGGUUGAAACCAAUAAUGCCCGACGGAGCAAUGUACAUGAUGGUUUACAUAGAUCUACCUUGUUUUCCGGAAUUUAAUUCCGACCUCGAAUUCGUGCAACGAUUGCUAAUGGAGGAGUCUGUGUUUUGCCUUCCUGGCCAGUGCUUCGAUUAUCCGUCGUACAUGCGGCUGGUCAUCACGGUGCCCAUAGAUAUGUUGGAGGAGGCCUGUCAGAGAAUACAGGAAUUCUGCGAGAGGCAUCACUAUAAAACAGCCGAAGAUACGCAAAGAAGCAACUUAAUUGCUGCGGAAAUUCCAUAUUAAAGAGUAUACGUGAUUUAGUUAA
Bombus impatiens (common eastern bumble bee) is the source of this 1791-nucleotide messenger RNA. It is a transcript of the gene Tat, whose product is annotated as tyrosine aminotransferase. NCBI's taxonomy places the organism in Eukaryota, Metazoa, Arthropoda, Insecta, Hymenoptera, Apidae. Gene Ontology annotation, molecular function: L-tyrosine:2-oxoglutarate transaminase activity; pyridoxal phosphate binding. The record is from RefSeq and is a predicted model, not a curated record. Gene Ontology annotation, biological process: biosynthetic process; aromatic amino acid metabolic process. The coding region runs from base 477 to 1769 and encodes 430 amino acids. The transcript has 11 exons.